GGUCCGAGAACUGGUCUAAAUAAAUCCAAUGUUGGUAGCAUUGAUUUAUUUGAUUUCGAUUUUAAAAAUUUUGAAGAACCAAUUGAGAUCAGUUCUACAUUAGCCUCUAUCCUGUAUCAGUCAAACCCGUGUCAAUUCUUAGUGGAUAGAAGCGGAACCAUAUUUUGACUUAGGGGUUCAAUUGAACCCCUAAAUUUUAGUACAAUAUCCUCAAGAGUAUGUAAAUGUUAUUGAAUUUUUUUUACAUAAAUAUAUUUAAAUCUUCAUAAAAUUAAAAAUUUUAAUUAAUUUAGUAGUUUAAACCCCCACCAUCUAUCUCUCACAUCCUAUAUUUGAAUUCUUUCUUUCACUUUAGUCUGCGAUCUUUAUUUAUUUAUUUUAAUUUAUAUAUUGAAUGGUCCGGACAAAAAUUCUGGCUAUGCUACUGUUGGUGAGAGAUCAUGAUUCGAGCCAAAGUGGGAACGAAAUGCAACCUACUCACGCACACCAACUCGAUUUUCUCAAGCCUAUCCAUUUUACGUUUUCCUCUUUUCAGGUCGGCGAGCACCAACUCGAGACAGACCUUCCACCGCCCCAACCAAAACAAAACAGAACAAAAAUACCGUCAUGCCCUGUCGAUUAAACGGCAGCCACUCCACAAGCCCACACCUGGCUCCCACCCCCCACGCUCCAAAGGAACAACGUGUCCCAAAGCAAGGAUCCCAUUCCCUUCCAAACCCUCCAAGUGUCAUCAUAAAAAUUCCAGACGUCCUCUCCUCCUUCCUCCGCUAACCUAUAUAUAUACACACAUGGCAAAAACGGCCUUCUGUCUCCAGCGCAAAAGCCACCAAAACCUUGGCUGGGUACUCUCAUCCAGAGGACGCUCCACAACUUCAUCACAGGAACCCAGCCACUUUCUUCGAAGCCUUCGAGGAUGAGCCAGGAACUGCCAAGGAGGGCUCUGAACCAGGCCGAGGCCUACGCCCAUGCCCAAGGAGAGCCCAUCAAGUAUGGGGACGUGUUUAACGUCCAGGGGGAGCUGGGUCGCGAGCCAAUUGCACCCCGGGACGCGGCCAUGAUGCAAUCCGCCGAGAACCUGGUCAUGGGCCAGACCCAGAAAGGUGGGCCCGCCGCCGUCAUGCAGUCGGCUGCCAACCGCAAUGAGCGGGCAGGGCUCGUCGGCCACCGCGACGUCAGCGGCCUUCCGGCCGACCAGGGCGUCUCCGUCACCGAGACCGACCUCCCCGGCCGCCGUGUCGUCACCGAGUCUGUGGGAGGACAGGUGGUGGGAAGGUAUGAGGCGCCGGCGCCGGCGAGUAUGACGACGCCGGCGGGGGCUCUGCAAGGCGAUGCGAUUACUAUCGGAGAAGCGCUGGAGGCGACGGCGAUGAUAGCAGGUGGAAAGCCGGUGGACCAGGGCGAUGCGGCGGCGUUACAGGCCGCGGAAGUGAGGGCGACAGGGCAGAAUGAGGUUGUGCCGGGGGGUAUCGCGGCCGAGGCGCAGUCGGCAGCGGACGCCAACGCCCGUGUGAUGCGCGACGAGGACAGGGUCAAGCUCAGAGACGUGGUCACCAAUGCGACGACGAAGCUUCCCGCGGACAAGGCGGUGACUCGGGAGGACGCGGAUCGGGUGAUCGGAGCGGAAAUGCGGAACAGACCGGACAUGGCGACGCAUCCGCAAGGCGUGGCGGCGAACAUGGCAGCAGCGGCUCGGCUCAAUCAAAACCGGCAGGUCUAGGCUUAAAACGGCGUCAGUCUUCAUAGUGAAAAGUAGAUAUAGUGGGAGUGGCCUGUUGGUCCUAUGUAUCUGCGUGCAACUGUUACAUGUAUAUGAAAACUUAGAGCGAGUGCUUGGUUUUUUGGUCAAGUGUUGGUCGAAUGCAGUUUGUGAUGGAACCCUGUUGUCUGGGUGUUGGUCUUAUCUUUGAAUAUAUUUGUGUAAAAAAUGGUUUCGUAA
This is a messenger RNA of Elaeis guineensis (African oil palm), 1936 nucleotides long. RefSeq names its product late embryogenesis abundant protein D-34. Lineage: Eukaryota; Viridiplantae; Streptophyta; Magnoliopsida; Arecales; Arecaceae. The record is from RefSeq and is a predicted model, not a curated record.